This is a messenger RNA of Insectozyma verbasci, 1134 nucleotides long. Lineage: Eukaryota; Fungi; Ascomycota; Pichiomycetes; Serinales; Debaryomycetaceae. The record is from the annotation of a GenBank genome assembly.
AUGAAUGAAGAAUUGAUUAAAAGUGCUGUUGAUUUCUUAAAAGAUCCUCAUGUUGAAUCUUCUCCAUUAACAAAAAAAGUAGAAUUUUUAGAAUCAAAGGGUUUGAAUCAACAAGAAAUUGAAGAAGCUUUAAAAAGAGCAAAUAAUAAUAAUAAUAAUAAUAGUACCACCAUUAAUAAUACAACACCAUCAUCAUCAUCAUCAUCGUCUUAUCAAAACUCACCUCCAGUUGAUUAUUAUAAUUUAAAUCGACCAGCUUUACCUGAAAGAUCAUGGAAAGAUUACUUUAUAAUGGCUACUGCUACCGUUGGAGUUACUUAUGGUUUAUAUCAAGUUUUAAAUCGUUAUGUAAUUCCAUCAAUUAUCCCUCCAAAACAAUCUUCUAUUGAACAAGAUAAACAAACUAUUAAUGAAGAAUUUCUCAAAAUUGAUAAGGUUUUAGAUCAACUUUCUAAAGAACAAGAAGAUAUUAAAUCUCAAAAUGAUGAAAAAUUAAAGGAUAUUGAUACUGUAAUUGAAAAUGUAAAUGAUUUUAUUAACAAAUUUAAUAAAGAUAAAUUAAAAUUUGAUGAUGAUUUAAAAUUAAUGAAAUUGGAAAUUAAUAAUUUAAAUAAUUCUGUUGAAAAAAAUGUAAAUUUAAUUAAAGAAAAUAUUAAUAGUGAAUUAACUGAAAUUAAUGAUGAAUUAAUAAGUUUGAAAAAUUUAAUUAAAGUUAGAAAUAAUCAAAAUAUAUCAAAUAAUAAUGUUGAAUCAAGAAAAAUAGCACCAGUGUCAUCAAUUCCAUCUGCUUCAGAAAUAUUAAAACGUGCAAGAGAAAAGAAGGAGGAAUCAAAAGUUGAAAAUACAAAAACACCAACUGAAGAAUUAAAAACUCAAGAACCAAUUAGACCAGAUGUUGUAAGGAGUGAAAGUAUAACAAAAGAUGGAGUAACAGCUGGUGGUAUUCCAUUAUGGCAAAUACAACAUAAAGAAAAGGAAGAAAAAGAAGAAGAAGAAGAAGAACUGGAAAAGAAUGCUCAACAAUCUCAACAAAUACCUAGUUGGCAAUUAAAUAAUCAACAAAAAGAAGAAGAAGUUAAUGAAAAACUUAAAAAUAUUCAACAACCAUCAUGGCAAUUGAAUCAAGAGCAAUAA